Pyrus x bretschneideri (Chinese white pear) is the source of this 1064-nucleotide messenger RNA. Its product is annotated as eukaryotic translation initiation factor NCBP. The transcript has 6 exons. NCBI's taxonomy places the organism in Eukaryota, Viridiplantae, Streptophyta, Magnoliopsida, Rosales, Rosaceae. Gene Ontology annotation, cellular component: cytoplasm; eukaryotic translation initiation factor 4F complex. The record is from RefSeq and is a predicted model, not a curated record. Gene Ontology annotation, molecular function: RNA 7-methylguanosine cap binding; translation initiation factor activity. The coding region runs from base 131 to 838 and encodes 235 amino acids. Gene Ontology annotation, biological process: translational initiation.
UUCUUUUCUUCUUCCUUCACUUCAUACGGUGUUCUUCCGUUGAUGCUGUUGCUGUGCGUUGCAGAGAGAGAAGAGAGAGAGAGAGAGAGAGAGAGAGAAGAGAAAGACGGAAUUAGGGCUUUUGGGGAGGAUGGAGUUGAUAGCAGAAAAGGAGUCGAACCACAAUAACAAUGAGAUCAACAACAACAACAACGUCACCAGUUACGCGCAAGCACUCUUAGACUCUCACGAUAAUCAUCCCAACGAAUCCGAUGAAGUUCGUGAAUGCCAUGCUCGCGACCUCAAAGCUGGCCUCCAUCCUCUCAAGCACAAGUUCGUAUAUUGGUACACUCGCCGAACUCCAGGAAUCCGGAGCCAGACAUCAUAUGAAGACAAUAUAAAGAAAAUUGUCGACUUCAGUACGGUUGAAGGUUUUUGGGUCAGUUAUUGCCACCUAGCCCGACCUUCUUCUUUGCCUAGUCCAACAGACUUGCAUCUUUUCAAGGAUGGAAUUCGCCCUCUCUGGGAGGACUCUGCUAAUUGCAACGGUGGCAAAUGGAUAAUACGAUUCAAAAAGGCUGUGUCGGGACGUUUUUGGGAGGACCUGGUUCUUGCCUUGGUGGGUGACCAGCUUGAUUAUGGAGAGAACAUAUGCGGUGCGGUACUAAGCAUCAGAUUCAACGAGGAUAUAUUGAGUGUCUGGAACCGGAAUGCUUCUGAUCAUCAGGCUGUAAUGGCUUUAAGAGAUGCGAUCAAGCGGAACUUGAAGCUUCCACACAGCUAUCUCAUGGAAUACAAGCCACAUGAUGCUUCGCUGCGCGACAAUUCAUCUUACAGAAACACAUGGUUGAGGGGCUAGAUUGAUGCCACCAGAUAAGAGCACUAGUUUCAGAAAAGCUUUCUGGAAGGCGACUGAUGCACAAGCCACGACCAGAAUCGGUAAAAUUCUUGCAUGACGAAAAGGAGAUGUGCAAAGUCUGGAGACUUUAUAAUGGGUGGCAAUCUGUACCUGAGUAUAUCUGUACUAAAUUUACUGAUGGAUUAUCAAACAAAUUACUGGCUUUAUCAAACAGAUCUUUCCAAUU